AUAUAUAAAGUUUUGGCAUUAAUGUAAACUACACAGAAACCGUUCCGUUCUUCUUCACCAUCGGAACCUCUCAAAUCUCUGUGCAAACUCCAAAUCCCUAGAUUCGAUUUGAACCAUGCAAGACUCCUCCAGACCCGCCACUGGUUAUCCGUACCCGAACCCGUACCCGUACCCUAAUCCUCCUCCGCCAUCCGCCGCCGUCAACGGCUAUCCUCCACCGCACGCCGGCGCAGCAGGAUACCCUUACCACUAUGCUCCGCCGCAGACAAACCCACGCGCCGUCCUCUACCGCCGUCUCUUCAUCAUCUUCAUGGCGUUCCUCCUCAUAAUCGGUCUCGCCCUUUUCAUCCUCUUCCUCGUUGUUCGACCCCACUUGCCCGAUGUCAGCCUCAACUCUCUCUCCGUCUCCGACUUCAACGUGUCCAAUAGUAUGAUUUCCGGGAGGUGGGAUCUUCAAUUCCAGGUCAGAAACCCUAAUUCUAAGAUGUCGCUGUACUACUACGAAGUCGACUGUUUCGUGUACUACCGCGGAGAGUCGCUGUCGAGAUCUCGCCUCCCGCCGUUUAAUCAGGGAACGAAGGAUCAGACGCCGAUCAACGCUACUGUUUUGGUCGCUUUGAGUUAUUUGGAGGGUCGAUUGGUGGAUUCGAUCGGGAAGGAGAGGGCCGCGCGUGGGCGCGUGGAGUUCGAUGUGAAGCUUUUCUCCUACGUCGGAUUCAAAUACGGCGUGAUACGGCGGAGGAGAUUCGUUAAGGCGUUCUGCGACAACGUCGCCGUGGAUCUUCCGGCGAACAGUAAAUCCGGGAAGAUGAGCGGUCCGGCAAAGGAGUGCAAGGUUUAUUGAAGAAGUUUCAGAUUUGGAUGAUGAAAUGGGGAUGAUCAGCUUGAUAUGGAUACUGAAUAUGGUCAUGCUUUUGGGUGUUCCACAAAAAGUUUGGUGUUUUGGGUAAUUGUCAUAUGAAUGGAAUGUGGGCUCUGGAUGGGGCAAAGAUGCGAGCUUUGGGAUGAGAGUUGGACGUUAGAAUGUUGGGUCAUUGCUAUGAAGUUAUAUAGGUAUCGGAAAUAACUCUAUUAUGUAUCUCUAUCUUAAGCUGAAGCAUCAGAAUGUUUGAUGGUUUGGUAUUCGUAAUGAGGUUCAACCGUUGCAUAUC
Tarenaya hassleriana is the source of this 1151-nucleotide messenger RNA. RefSeq names its product protein YLS9. Gene Ontology annotation, cellular component: plasma membrane. The record is from RefSeq and is a predicted model, not a curated record. The transcript is spliced from 2 exons. Lineage: Eukaryota; Viridiplantae; Streptophyta; Magnoliopsida; Brassicales; Cleomaceae. The coding region runs from base 116 to 844 and encodes 242 amino acids.